AUGAACCCCCAAGAUACUCCCGGUCCAUUGUCAGAAACACCCCGAGAGAAAUUUCGAACUCCGCGACGACCCAGUCCUCCGGGGACGUCAAAAAGCUCGAAGAGCACCACAUCCAAAAGGCCAGCAUCUCCAAGCGUUUCAGCAUCUGCGAGACCAUGGAAGAGAAGCUCGCUCUCAAGCUCACGAGCGCAAUCGACUCUUACCCAAAUCGACUUCGUGACUCAGACUCCACACUCCGACGAUGACCAGCUCGAUUAUCUCGACGAGACUAAACCGCGCCAAGGUACCAAUACAACUAAUGCACACAAUCGAGCGGACGGUGACUCAGACGAUGAUGCCGACUAUCGACCAUCUUUGCGCCCCACAAAUUUCGAACCCAAUAAAAAUCACCCUACGCAACGAAGAAAAAGCGCAGGAGGCACUCCUCGAGCAUCCGAGCGGGGCCAGAGCAUACGAAAAAGUAUGACACCGAAACCGAGUUUCAAUGGUAAAGGGAGACGAAAGUCUACAGAGAAGCCGCCUGCGAAGCGUGAUAAGACUCUUACGCAAAUGGACUUCGUGCGACGCUACAUUACAAUAGACGAUGACGACGAUGUGAAUAUGGGAUACAUACUGUCGGAGCAUAAAAAUAACCCUCCAGAUGAUGGGCAGCAAGCCAGUUCCAUUAUGAACCAGACGGUUCAUCCGAAACCACCUGCAUCUGUGAAGCGCAAUCGCAGACUUCUCGAACCGGAGCUGGAUCUUUCCACGGGCGAGCCACUCUCUGGGGGUCUUGGUGAUAAUCAGGAUUCAAAUCCGGGGCAUGAAUCCGAAAAUGCAUCAAUGUUAGAUGCGCCGGUCACACCUCAGAAAUCCCGAAAGCUUGAGAUUCCGUCCUCACAGUCGCCAGAAAGCCCGGGGCUGGCUAUAAUAACAUCAUCUCAGUUCCGCGGCGCAACCCGAUCUCCAUUAAAACUAAAAUUUUGGAACGCCGCAUGCCAUCCGGGAAACACCAUCAAAGAGGAGUCUCCCGACCCACAAAGGAAUAUCGAGGAUUCGCAGGACCACGGAGGCGCAUCACUGGUGAAGACAUCAACUCGACCCUCGCCCAGAUUGCUUGAUUCCUUGAAGCAUCACUCGUCACCAGUUAUGCAAAACGAGACUCUGUAUGCACCUUCCACAGAUUCGGGGUCCCAAGCAGUGCUGCCUGGUGGCCCAGAGAUCAAAGUAGAGCGAAAACAAAAAGAAAGAACAGUUGUUUACGAGACCGAUGCGGACAGCGACAACAGCGACUCGGAAAACGACAUGAACAAUGAUCCCGCAACACCAUCUCGAGCUCAUGGACCACGCGCAGAGACACCAGUCCCUACUCGGCACAGCCCGGAGCCAUCAAGCGACGAUUCUCAAGAAUUACCUCUACCAGAUGUCAAACCGUCCGCAGACCCGAACGACGAACUGCCGUCUGAGGCACCGAUGUCAGAUGCUUCUAUGUUCUAUCAAAGGAUGCAGCCAGCAACGCAAUUCCCAUUUGAACCUAUUCCUACCCUAAAUACCCAAAAGCUGUCCGAGCUGUUUCCCAAUUAUGGGAGCACUCAAUACGCCAAACCCGCAACCGCGGGUUCUUCUCAGAAAAUCCCGGGUCCCUUUUUACAGAGCCAAACGCAAAGCCAAGAGGCCGACCAGACCGAGGUUGUGCCGGAGUCAUCUCCCGUUCAUGAGCAAGACGAGAAUAGCGUUGACUCUGGCGCCGUCUUUCAACGACCCCAAGUCCCUGAUUCGGUGGUCCAGGUCGAAUCCUCCCAACCAGUUGAUAGAGACAAUCAUGGACCCGUAGGAGUCUUGUCUCGCAGUCAACUUCUUACAUCGAGUGUCAUGGAAAGUGUUCCGCUCCCCAAUUUCUGGAUGGGAAGUCAGGACAGCGUGGGUGAGCCGUAUAGUUUGCCGGAUCGGUGA
This is a messenger RNA of Penicillium atrosanguineum, 1932 nucleotides long. RefSeq lists its product as uncharacterized. The coding region runs from base 1 to 1932 and encodes 643 amino acids. NCBI's taxonomy places the organism in Eukaryota, Fungi, Ascomycota, Eurotiomycetes, Eurotiales, Aspergillaceae. The record is from RefSeq and is a predicted model, not a curated record. The transcript has a single exon.